Molecule: messenger RNA, 3489 nt
Organism: Babesia ovata
Lineage: Eukaryota; Apicomplexa; Aconoidasida; Piroplasmida; Babesiidae
Product: Spectrin repeat superfamily Extracellular matrix-binding protein, putative
Exons: 2
Coding region: 1-3489 (1162 amino acids)
Source: RefSeq, a predicted model, not a curated record
AUGGCGCCGAAGAAGCUGACGGACUGUCCGGAAAACCUCCGGGAGUCCAUCGACUGGCUGAUACAGGUUAAGAAUGGUGGUGAUGGCAGUGGUCUUGAGAAGUUGGCUGAAGCUUUGAAACAGUUGAUUGGUGAGGCUAUUGAAAAUGCUGAAAAGAGCGUUACUCAUAAGAAAAGAAAACUUGAAUGCUCUCCAAAUCCUUAUGAUCCGCAGUCCUACUGUAGUCACCUUGAUGAGCAGAUUAAGUUAAAAAAUGAUGAACUUCAAAAAGCUAAAAUAGACUCUAAUAAAUCUCUAAUAUCCUCUUUAGAAGCUGAAAUACAGCGCUGUAAAUCCAACAAAGAUGACUGCACUAAGUCCCAUUUCAUGGACGAGCAGCGUAUGUCCUCCCUUGAGGGGGAAGUGCAUGAUGGCAUUGAUGUUAUUGUGAAGCUUACACAGUUUAGUGGCUCUGAAAAGAGCAUUAUAGACCUAAUUAAUAAAGAAAUUAAGAGGCUUGAAAAGCAGCAUAAUACUUGUGAAAAGUCUCCGCAGCCUCAUCCCUCUUCUGACUGUCCUCAGCAUAAAAAGCUUGAGGAGCUUCGAAAGAAACGUGAUGAAAUUAGCACUAAUAAAAAUAAUAGUAAUUGUGAAACAUUAUUAAAUAACCUGUGCUCUGGCUUGGAGAAGUUUCUUGGUUACCAAGAAACUUCCAAAGGCUACACGGGCGAGGGCAUCGUGUACUCCGACCUUGACAGGCUCUGCGACGGGGUGAUGUCUUUCCUUCAUGGAGUUUUAGAUGAAGUUCAUACAAAUAAUAACCUUUCGCCUUAUAAAGAGACGUUGGAAAACGCUGUAAGCCUUUUAGAAACUCAUCGUCAUGAAGGCAAAACAGGUUUGCAUACUGUGAUUGGCACUGUCAAGUUGGGGAUUGAGCAGUGGUUGGGGGAUGUGAAUACUAAGAGUGAGGCGGUGAAAAAGCCGAUUAAAAACCUGGAAGACGAUGUAAAUGCCUUUUUCAAAUACUUUGAGACACUAAAGACUGAUAAGGAAUAUGACGCCGAACAGAGUAAUUUGCAGUCUUCUAUUAGGUCUGUCAAUCAGCUUUCCUUAGAUGUCCAUCACUCCACUGACGCACUUAUGAACGUUGAUAAAAUGCUUGAAAAAGAAUUAAAACCGCAUGUGGAUUUAAUAUUUGAAUCUGUUAAGGCUUUUAAGGACUCCACUAAGCAGGAUCACGAUGGGCUUGUUAAGGUAUGUAAGAAGGUGGAUGAGGAGUUUGGGGAGUUGGAUAAAAAAGUGGAGGAUGGGUUGAGUGAGAGUAAUAAAAAUGGUUUAAGGUAUAAGUUCAAAGAGGGAAUUGAGAGCAUCCUUCAACAGAUUGGGAAAGAACGCAAAGGCAGCCUAUUCCAUUCAAUUGAGACGGCAUUACGAGAAAUGAAUGAGACAUUGGAAAACGAGGAAGGGAUUAAAGGCCUCAACAAAGUUGCGGAUAACGCCGGGGGGUUGGCAGAUACUGUAUGUGGCGGUUGGGAUCUGCUUAAGAUUGAGAUUACGAACCUUGUUAACAAGAUUAAGGGAGAGGGGCGAACAAGUGAUGGAGUUCCAUACACUAAUGGUCUGACGCAGAUCAACAACGGCAUAAAAGCGUACGCGCUGGAGUUUACCAGUGGAACGUUUGUCACUGUUCUUACGCAAUGGAUUGGGGAAAUCGUGGAUGAAGGGGUGGUACACGGUAAAAUUUAUGCGUAUGUUUUAAACAACGGUCCUAAGUUUCAGGAUGCAGUUGGGCGCUCGUCUGAGAAAACUGCGGAAGUGAAAGCAGCCAUUAAGGCUAAAUUUCCAUUGCACAUUAUUACAGAUAUUCAAAGCGUUGCACAGCGAACGCUGCAAGGCAUAAAGGUGGGUAACGUUGGUGAACAGUUCCAAAGAUUUGUCGAGGAGUUAGGAAUGCAAUUUAAAGGCAUUGAAGUUGAAAAUACACUUGGGGUGGCUGCGAAGGCGAUAGAGGAUCAUUUGAAAAGCACCAAUCCCAAACUACCCACAAAAGAUGAAAAUAUAAAACAAGCAGUCAAAGCCAUUAUCAAACCGCUCGAAAGAAGAUUUCAGCAGGUCGCCAACGAACUGCAGCGAUUCACUGCAACGUCUCAGAUUGCGAAUUUGACAGCGGCCAUAUCAAAUGUUGAAUUAAUUGGCAAUAAAGUUGACGAAAGCAAGGACGCAUAUAACGACGGUUUUGGCAAAAAAAUCGACACAGCUCUGGAAAAGGUGAAAGCAAAAAUUCAGGCGCUGGAUGUUUUAUUUGGCAAAACAGUAGGCGAUGAAGGCUCCAUUCAUAGUAUGCUCAAAGGAGUCACCACAGACCUUGAAGCGCUUAAUAAUAUAAAAAAAGAUGGGUCCGUGGGGAAAAUUAAUUUUCGAAAAAACCAAAUUGUCGUCGCUCUAGAUACUAUCAGAAGAAAGAUAGUUCAGGAUAUUAAUGCUGUAAUUAAAACCCUGCAAGUUGCCGAUAAGCAAUUAACAGUAUUGCUAAACGACCUAAGCAAAUCACUCACCAAAUUCCAAGAAACAUUCCUCCAAGAAAUUGAAUCCUUCCACGCCGCCUACAAACAACGUUCCUCCGAAGCCAAAAACGCAAUCAAACGCCAAGCCCUCUCCCAGUUCGCCCACUCCAAGGCCCGCGCGCUCGAGCAGCUGAAGGAGUUGGUGGAAGAACAAAACGAGAUAAUUCUGAAUAAAAUUCAUAUAGACACCGAAACGGGAUUAAAAGGAUUCAUGAAAAUAUUCAACGAGAAACUGGUUGAAAAACUUCAGGAAAUAAAAACGAUUACACCUACGGAAUUUACACCAGAGAAGUCUCCGCUGAACCAAGCUGCCGAAAAAGUAUGCGUCGGCUUCGAGAUGUUUUUCGAAAAAUUGGGAAUACAAAGAAAGGAGUUCGAAGGUUUUCCACCAGGCGUCAUUCAGCCUGACGCCAUGUUCCCUGGGGUGUCCAAAUAUGAGAGUGUAACUAACGCCCUGCUGAAACUUCUUGAAGAUCUUCAUGCAUCCAAACACUUCGACCACAAUUUCAGUGAUCACCUAAAAUCCCUCAACACAGCACUAUCUACAUUCGCCCCCGCCAAAUUCACUGACCCCUCCAGUCUCAUCCUGCAAGCGCUCAAGGACGGAAUCGGCGCCCUGGCCAAGCAACUCGGCUACGCAUAUGUGAGCACGUACUGUUGUCAGAAGUUUGACGGUGCGUUGCUUGAUCCUGAGAUUUCCACUGCGUCAGACGACAAACGCAAAUUGACUGAGUACGGCAAGAUGCUGUCUAAGGUUUUCAUGAGCUGUCUGCCUGGUUGGCUGAAGCAUCUUGCACACCUUAAAAAACAUUGUGAUAAAAAUCCCAAGAAGGGUCCGUGGAAUGAUCUUAAAAUUACUAAGCAUGGUAAAAUCCUCUCGGUCAAUGGUUCACGGACCGCGGCUACGACGUGUCUGCUGAUGCAGUUAAGCCAAACGGGGAGUUGA